AACAAUAUGUUAAGGGUAGUUAAGAAAAUGUCUCCUCUGAAAUGUUUUUCCUCACGGCUUUUGUGAAAAUUAUAUUGAAUAGAUGCAGUAGAAAAAAUAUAUAAAAUGAUUUUAAUUACUGGUUAUGAAUGUGAAAAAUAUUGAAAUAACGUAAUAUUUUAUUUUAACAAAUUGUGUAACGAGAAAGUGAAAAGUGUAUGAAAAUAAUGAAAAGUUUGGGGUAACAGUUUGGUCGCUAGUUAAGAAGCUAAACAUAAAGCCGAAUCAAAUACCUUACGCACUAUUAUACAUAAUUGCUUUUGGGAGAGAUAUCAAUUUUACAUAAGAAAAUUAUGAGACGCCAGCCGUCAUUGCGAAAAAACACAAUCGAUAAAACACUGGGGCUAACUAUCCACUAGUUGAUGGAUACGGAAAAACAGUUUAUCUUUAAUCAAUGACAAAUAGUUUCUAGGAGAGAAAACAUGAUUUUGCUCCCUACUAUUUUAAUGUUUAAUAUCAUCCGUAUGCCGGGGCCAGUUACAGCUCGCUUCUGUGAAGGAGGCCAUUAUUGUUCGUUACCAAGGGAAUGUUGUACUCAAGGAUGUUGUCCACCAUACCAAAGUGGGCCACGACAACUACCACCGCCGUCCGAACACGUAUUGAAUUUAUUUUUCAUCAGCCACUGGUUUUUUUGGUGCGUGGUAGUUGCGGUCAUUUUAGCAAUUCUUUGUGCGUAUUCCUUAUGGAAAAAACGUCGUACACUUUGUGGCUGGGGAUUCACGGAGCAUCAUACUCAAUCCGAGGGUGACUCGGCGGGUUCCUGCUAUGCACCCCCACAAUAUAGUCGUUGUAAUUCGUUCCAUCAUCCGCCGCCUCCGUACACCGAGGUCACAUCAAAGCCAGAUCUCUAUCCACUCGUCUUCACGUGCAACAGUGACAACGUUAAAACCGGUUCCAGUUACCUAAUGGUACAAUAUUUUCGCAACUAUAUCGUUCGUCCUGUUGGGUCGCUUUCUGCAGCAAGCACAGUCGAUUCGCUUAGUUCCAGCUUCAUUUGUAAUAUCAAUGAAGCUAACACGCUUGUGCCGCCACCAUAUUCUCGGGCAGCCAGUCCGGAAGCAGAGUUAAGUUCGCAUUUGCAGCAACAGUUUAUGAUUCCUAGAUCAGCAUCACAAUUAAUGUACGCAAGUGGAGGUAAUAGACACUCCAACAACCUUGAAGCUCACGAAAUAAGUAGUGGUGUUAUUGCUCAGAAACUACAUCAAGAUCACCAUAGUAAAGUAACAAACUUUACUGUAGUGGCACUCAAUGGGUCAGCAGUUGGAAAUCAGAAUGACAUUGAACUGGGAAAGCUUACAAACUAUAAUACGGUCUUACAAACAUCGGUUGGUGAAUAUUUUAAUUCCAAUGAAGUUUCUGAUGACAACAGUCAGAAUCGAAAACUUAAUCAAAAUUAUAAUCGUGAUAGCAAUGAAAGUAGUGGAAGCAACCGCAGCAGUGGAUGUGCUAGCAAUUUUAGCUCUGGUUGUAUUCCAAAAGGUUUUAUACAGUCCCAAAGCGAUCAACAAUUUCAUUUUAUUAAUAAUAGCAAUAGCAGUAUCAGUGAUAUUUUUCUAAAUAACUGCUCCAUAGCCGCAUUCGCAAAUACUCCUAACGAAAACGGUUGUAAUUUAAUAGGUAUAAAGAAUUCUGAAGAGAACGGAAAAUUCAGCCCAUCGGAGUCGGCUGAUCCCGCUACAACGCUUCCUAUGCACACUCAAUUUAACAAUCAUGCUGCGUCAGCAAUUUUUAGUAAUAGCCACAUUAAAUCUAAAUCCUUGCACCGCACUGCUACGAGUCCCACGCCACUUGUAUUCGACUCAAGUAUUCUAAAUCCGACUUACAAAUCAUGUGAUUCCGUUGCUGAUAUUCUCUUUACCGCUCCUGCAAAUACAGAUAACUUAUCAGAUUCAGAAGUGAAAGAUCUACAUUUGUUGCGGCAAAGUCUGGAAACAUGUUGUAAUGUCUUACAACAGCAACAUCAGUUGAAGCAAAGACCACAUGCUGAGAUAAAUAAAACAGAGUCUUCGUCAUCCAGACUAAAUGAGUUGAUUGAAAGGUAUGCAGCGGACGACUUGGGUAUGAGUAACUAUACGGGAUCCGUUAAUUGUUCUGCUGUGAGUAGUUUGGUAAAUAUUUGCUUACCCAGUUCUCCACCACAAGCCACAAGCCCAACUGGGGAAGUAAGGGAGAUUCUCGAUCAAAUACGUCAGUUACAGGACAGUAUAAGUCAUGAAGAUGUGUUGCUGCAUAUGAAACCUGCACUACGUCAGACCUUAUCUUCCCCAAAGAGCAUUUCCGUAGUCAUAGGGAAGGAUUCGAGUGCAAAUACUCAGCCAAAAAAAAUCUGCGGUUCCGUUACGUGCUGUGAAAUUCAGCCUAGCCCAACUGUCAAGUCGCCAACUAAUCCAACAUUUUCUAAGACCACUGUUCGUUUGACAUCUCCUUCUUCAGAUAAGAGCAUAGUUAAGGUAAUAACAACAACAGCGCAAGAUAGUUUAAGUACGAAUGAUACUGAUAAUUUAUUGAAACGACCUGUGACAUUGCAACACAAAAGAAAACUCUUUACCCCAAAACCAAAUAAGGCUCUUUACAUUCCCAUGACGCCAAAUAUUACAUCGACACCUGCUAACAAAUAUAUAUUGAAAAGUCCUCUUAGCAGUGCAGUGGGGACAAAUUUUUUCUCUAGCAGAGGAGGUCGAGUGCGAAAAAUUUGGGUAUCACGUUCAGCACCUACAACACCAGGCACCACUUUACCGCCUAAUCGAUUAGGCGAUGAUAGCCCGUUACUUACAGAAUACGAUGAAGAUGGAGAUAUUGUUCAAGGAGAAUAGUGAGUUUAAGAGAUUAGGUAAAUGUUAAACCUAUGUUUUUAAAAGUUAUGAGUGCCCUAAGUACAAAGUUGUAAGUCGCAAUUUUUUUCUCUCGCUAUUAUCACCGAAACGAUACCGCACACGAUCUUCUAUUGUGUAUUAAUUCAAACAACACAACAGAAAACAAACUAUGUAUUUAUGACCUUAUGUUAACCAUUUACAUAUGUAUGUAUGUAUAGAAUAGAUAUUAUGAUCUGUGAUCAUUUUAGUGCAUAAAAUCAAAACUGAGUUAAUAACAUUUGAAUAAGAACAGAUGCUUUUUCAUAUAAAGAAAAAACAAUCUCGAUCUCGAUGUCACCCGUCAGAAAUAUUCUAAUAAAUAACCAAAAAACUACUUGAAAUACAAAGUUUUAGUUUUACAAGUAACAGUAAUCGACAUUAUUAUUUCUUAAAUCAAUUAAUGUUUGUCAGAUAGUUUGUUCGACUUUGGCAGGUUCUUCAUGGUGGCUUUAAAAAAAAACUCUUUCUACCGAUACGGAUGAAGGCGGUUGUGUAUUAUAUUUUUGGACUAUUGCUUUGAUUUCUAAUAUCCCAUUUAGAACUAAAGCUUAACUGCAGUUAAUAGCUCAGUUUGUUGUUGUUGUUGUUGUAGUAGCGGCUACAAACACCCCGCCCCGAUCCGCUGGUCCCUCAAUCGUUGUCGCUUUACUAACAGGAGACCUAUGAAGCGUGCGGCCUCGAUACGGUCUGUCCAUAAGAACAAAGGCGUUAGUAGAGUGGAGUUAAGUGGGCAUACGAAGAGAUGUCUCGAGUCAUGGGGUGUCCCUCCGCAUGCCGGGCAUCCGUUUGGCACAUCUGCAUUUACUCUGCUCAGGUAUGAGCUUAACCUGCUACAGUAGCCAGAUCGAAGUUAGGCCAUUAAGCUGCGAGUCUCCCGAGGAAGACGAGGCUCUGUCUCGUUCACGUCUGGUGGUUGUGUGCCCAGAACGGCAAUUACACGUCGGCCUGUGAAUGCCGUUCAAGGCCUGCCGGGACCAGAGUUUUUUUUUAUAUAAAUAUAUAGAUUCCUUGUGACGUGCUGUGGCGAGGGUUCUUCCGCAAGCAAAUGUCUGUUCGGGUGACCACGUCGGUGACACCCUACUAAGAAUUCAUUGCAGAGCCCUGUCGUGCAGUUAAUGUUGCGGCGACAUCAGAGGGCAUCCUGUCGCUGUCUUGAGUGCCGUGUUUUGGCAGAUCUGUAGCUUCAUCCACUGCGUCCUACUAGUCCCCGGCGACCACACAGGCGCUGCAUAGUUCAGAACCGGCCGGCCAAUUUCCUUGUACAUUGCAAACAACGUUUCUUUGCCUUUGUCUGCCGGAAAGCGACUUGAGGACGUUGUUGCGGUUUUGCACUUUAUUGACAAUUGUAGUUGUAUGCGACGAGAAGGAGAGCAGACUGUCGAAGGUUACUCCGAGGAUUUUCGGUUUAUUCACCGUCGGGUUUUGUUCGUCAUCGGCGUGAAUACCCAGUUGCAGUCUGACGUCCUUCGUCCAAGUGGUGAAAAGUGUUGCUGAGGAUUUUAAUAGGGGAGAGGGGCGAGCUCCGUUCAGUAAGGACGCGAGAAAGCUCGGCGAGAUAAUUGUUCACUUUCGAGCACAAGUCAUCAAUUCCAUUUCCAGACGCCAUUA
This is a messenger RNA of Rhagoletis zephyria (snowberry fruit fly), 4499 nucleotides long. RefSeq lists its product as uncharacterized. Gene Ontology annotation, cellular component: cytoplasmic vesicle membrane. The record is from RefSeq and is a predicted model, not a curated record. NCBI's taxonomy places the organism in Eukaryota, Metazoa, Arthropoda, Insecta, Diptera, Tephritidae.